Molecule: messenger RNA, 339 nt
Organism: Penicillium diatomitis
Lineage: Eukaryota; Fungi; Ascomycota; Eurotiomycetes; Eurotiales; Aspergillaceae
Product: Polygalacturonase
Exons: 1
Coding region: 1-339 (112 amino acids)
Biological process (GO): pectin catabolic process
Cellular component (GO): extracellular region
Molecular function (GO): polygalacturonase activity
Source: RefSeq, a predicted model, not a curated record
AUGUCUGGAUCUCCGAUCACCCUUCAAGCUACCUUGGGCGCACUUAUGAACGCUAACGGUACCCGUUGGUGGGAUGGUAAGCGUAGCAAUGGCGGCAAGACCAAGCCCAAGUUCUUCUUUGCCCACUCGCUGGAUGAUUCGAGCAUCACGGGGCAGCAGAUCCUCGACACUCCGGUGCAGGCGUUCGGCAUUCAGUCGGACAACUUGGUGCUCAGCGGCAUCCACAUUGAUAACCCCGCCGGUGAUAGCAACGGAGGCGAUGACACCGAUGAAUUCGACAUUAGUGAUUCCACGGGUGGGACAGUGGGAGCUGCCGCAAGUGGACCUGGAGCGAGGUAA